Messenger RNA from Drosophila biarmipes, 4163 nucleotides. RefSeq names its product multidrug resistance protein homolog 65 (gene Mdr65). The transcript has 12 exons. Gene Ontology annotation, cellular component: membrane. Lineage: Eukaryota; Metazoa; Arthropoda; Insecta; Diptera; Drosophilidae. Bases 151 to 4059 code for a protein of 1302 amino acids. Gene Ontology annotation, biological process: transmembrane transport. Gene Ontology annotation, molecular function: ATP binding; ATP hydrolysis activity; ABC-type transporter activity. The record is from RefSeq and is a predicted model, not a curated record.
AUGGCUGCUCAUGGAGGAUGGAAAGUCAGUUGCGCUUGGGCGCUCGAGCGGUGACAGUCUGCGGUAUCUCUCCAACUUCGAUCUGGAGCAAGUGCGAAUAACUGAAGGAUAAAUCAAAGUGCCAAUAGAAAGUGUCGACUGUCCAUCAUAAUGGAGCGGGAUGAGGUGUCCACCUCGACCAGCGAGGGCAAAUCCCUGGAGGAGACGCCCACGGCUGAGGGUCUGGAGCCCACGGAGCCCAUCGCGUUCCUGAAACUCUUUCGGUUCUCCACGUACGGGGAGAUCGCCUGGCUGUUUUUCGGAUUCAUAAUGUGCUGCAUCAAGGCCCUGACCCUGCCCGCCGUGGUCAUCAUCUACAGCGAGUUCACAUCCAUGCUGGUGGACCGAGCCAUGCAGUUUGGCACCAGCUCAAAGGUCCAUGCCCUGCCGCUCCUUGGAGGUGGUAAAACUCUUACGAAUGCAUCUAGGGAGGAAAACAGCGAAGCACUUUACGAUGACUCUAUAUCGUAUGGCAUUCUCUUGACCAUCGCUUCGGUAGUAAUGUUCAUCUCAGGGAUUUUCUCUGUGGAUGUCUUUAAUAUGGUGGCCCUACGUCAAGUCACAAGGAUGAGGAUUAAGCUCUUCACAUCCGUGAUACGUCAGGACAUCGGUUGGCACGAUCUGGCCAGCAAGCAAAACUUUACCCAGAGCAUGGUCGACGAUAUCGAAAAGAUUCGCGAUGGCAUCUCUGAGAAAGUGGGUCACUUUGUAUACUUGAUUGUGGGUUUCAUCAUAACUGUAGCCAUUUCAUUUGGCUACGGCUGGAAGCUCACCCUAGCUGUGAGUUCUUAUAUACCUCUGGUGAUCCUGCUUAAUUACUAUGUAGCUAAGUUCCAAGGCAAGCUAACGGCUCGAGAACAGGAAUCCUAUGCAGGAGCUGGUAAUUUGGCAGAGGAAAUUCUGAGUUCCAUUCGCACUGUGGUCUCCUUCGGUGGAGAAAAGUCAGAGGUGCAGCGCUACGAGAACUUCUUGGUCCCAGCUCGAAAGGCCAGUCAGUGGAAAGGAGCCUUCUCGGGGGUCAGUGAUGCUGUUUUAAAGGCCAUGUUAUAUCUGUCCUGCGCCGGAGCGUUUUGGUAUGGAGUCAAUCUCAUCAUCGACGAUCGAUAUGAGGAAGACAAGGAGUAUACACCGGCUAUUCUGAUGAUUGCAUUCUUUGGCAUCAUUGUGGGUGCGGAUAACAUAGCCAGAACGGCACCAUUCCUUGAGUCCUUUGCCACCGCCCGAGGUUGUGCCACCAACCUGUUUAAGGUCAUCGAUUUGACCUCCAAGAUCGAUCCACUUUCCACAGAUGGCAAGCUAUUGAACUACGGUCUUCGUGGUGAUGUGGAGUUCCAGGACGUCUUCUUCAGAUAUCCCUCCCGUCCGGAGGUUAUAGUUCAUAGGGGACUAAAUAUCAAGAUCAGAGCAGGUCAAACCGUGGCCUUGGUUGGUUCCUCGGGCUGUGGAAAGUCCACUUGCGUCCAGUUGCUUCAGAGGUUCUACGAUCCUGUUUUUGGCUCAGUGCUCCUGGACGAUUUGGAUAUUAGGAAAUACAAUAUCCAAUGGCUGAGAUCGAAUAUUGCCGUCGUGGGUCAGGAACCUGUGCUGUUUUUGGGCACAAUAGCACAAAACAUAAGCUAUGGAAAGCCAGGAGCCACACAAAAAGAGAUCGAGGCAGCAGCCACUCAGGCGGGGGCUCACGAGUUCAUCACCAAUCUUCCAGAGAGCUAUCGUAGUAUGAUUGGUGAGCGGGGCUCGCAGCUGUCCGGAGGACAGAAACAACGCAUAGCCAUCGCCCGAGCCCUGAUUCAGAACCCCAAGAUCUUGCUGCUGGAUGAGGCCACUUCAGCUCUGGAUUACCAAUCGGAGAAACAGGUCCAACAGGCCCUGGACUUGGCCAGUAAAGGACGCACAACCAUUGUUGUAUCCCAUCGAUUAUCAGCCAUUCGGGGUGCAGAUAAGAUUGUUUUUAUCCAUGAUGGCAAAGUUUUGGAAGAGGGUUCUCAUGAUGAUCUGAUGGCUCUUGAGGGUGCCUAUUACAACAUGGUUCAUGCAGGCGACAUCAACAUGCCCGAUGAGGUGGAAAAGGAGGAGACCAUUGAGGAAACCAAAAGAAAAAGCCUGGCUCUGUUUGAAAAGUCCUUUGAGACCAGCCCCUUGAAUUUUGAGAAAGGACAGAAGAACAGCGUCCAGUUUGACGAACCCAUCAUAAAGGCACUCGUAAAGGACACCAAUGCCAAGAUAGUCGAUGCUCCCGCCGAGAAACCCAACUUCUUCCGCACAUUCUCAAGGAUCCUCAAGCUUGCCAGACCCGAGUGGUGCUAUCUCAUUCUGGGAACCAUAAGCGCCAUAGCCGUGGGUUGUUUGUAUCCGGCUUUCUCAAUCAUCUUUGGUGAAUUCUAUGCCGCCCUGGCUGAACAGGAUCCGAAGAAUGCCUUAAGUCGCACGGCCGUGCUUUCCUGGGCUUGUUUGGGCCUGGCUUUCCUGACUGGCUUGGUCUGCUUCCUGCAAACCUACUUGUUCAACUACGCAGGCAUUUGGCUGACAACCAGAAUGCGAGCCAUGACUUUCAAGGCGAUGGUGAGUCAGGAAAUUGGAUUUUUCGACGAUGAGAACAACUCGGUGGGAGCUUUGUCCGCUCGCUUGUCCGGCGAGGCGGUUGGGGUCCAGGGAGCCAUAGGAUAUCCCCUGAGUGGUAUGAUCCAGGCCCUGUCCAACUUUAUAUCGAGUGUCAGCGUUGCCAUGUACUACAACUGGAAGCUGGCCCUCUUGUGUUUGGCCAAUUGUCCCAUCAUUGUUGGAUCUGUUAUCCUAGAAGCCAAAAUGAUGUCCAACGCUAUAGUGAGGGAAAAGCAGGUGAUUGAGGAGGCUUGUCGCAUUGCCACCGAAUCCAUAUCCAACAUACGCACUGUUGCCGGACUGAGAAGGGAGGCUGAUGUCAUUCGGGAGUACACGGAGGAGAUCCAGAGAGUGGAGGUGCUGAUCCGCCAAAAGCUAAGAUGGCGAGGAGUCCUUAACUCCACCAUGCAGGCGUCGGCCUUCUUUGCUUAUGCCGUGGCCCUCUGCUACGGAGGUGUUUUAGUGUCCGAAGGUCAGCUGCCCUUCCAGGAUAUUAUCAAGGUGUCGGAAACCUUGCUGUAUGGCUCCAUGAUGCUGGCCCAAUCCCUGGCCUUUACCCCUGCCUUCUCCGCUGCCCUGAUCGCGGGUCAUCGCCUCUUCCAGAUCCUGGAUCGCAAACCCAAGAUUCAGUCACCCAUGGGUGCUAUCAAAAAUACUCUCGCCAAGCAGUUAAAUCUCUUCGAGGGUGUACGCUAUCGGGGUAUUGAAUUCCGAUAUCCCACACGACCUGAUGCAAAGAUUCUCAAUGGUUUGGAUCUCGAGGUGCUCAAGGGUCAGACGGUGGCCUUGGUGGGUCAUUCCGGGUGCGGAAAGUCCACUUGUGUGCAGCUGCUACAGCGAUACUACGAUCCCGAUGAGGGGUCUAUACACAUAGAUCACGAUGACAUCCAGCACGAUCUGACCCUCGAGGGGGUAAGGACCAAAUUGGGUUUAGUCUCCCAAGAACCCACUCUCUUUGAACGUUCGAUUGCGGAGAACAUAGCCUAUGGCGACAACCGUCGAUCGGUUUCCAUGGCGGAGAUAAUUGCUGCAGCCAAAAGUGCCAAUGCUCAUAGUUUCAUCAUCUCCCUGCCCAAUGGCUACGAUACUCGCAUGGGAGCCAGAGGCACUCAAUUGUCCGGUGGUCAAAAGCAACGUAUUGCCAUCGCCAGGGCGCUGGUGAGGAAUCCCAAGAUCCUACUGCUCGACGAAGCCACCUCAGCUCUGGAUCUGCAGAGUGAGCAGCUGGUCCAGCAGGCCUUGGAUUCCGCCUGCUCCGGGCGAACCUGCAUCGUCAUAGCCCACCGUCUGUCUACCGUCCAGAACGCGGAUGUGAUCUGUGUGAUCCAAAACGGUCAGGUGGUGGAGCAGGGCAACCACAUGCAGCUGAUUUCCCAGGGCGGCAUCUACGCCAAGCUGCACAAGACCCAAAAGGACCAUUGAAUAUUAUCCAAACCUUUUUGUAAUUCUCACCAAAAGCCCAAAUACACUUGUCACCAAAAACUAAAUAAACUACAAUAAAUAAAUAAACUUUUUCUACAACCAUG